AUCAUUGAUUUAUUCAUUGUGCGCAAAUAAAAUAAAAAGUUUUUUUGUAAUAAAUACAAUGUAGGAAUGCAAUCAAUUCAUACGAUUCUAUAAUGGUGUAAAUGUGAAACUCAGUAAACUUUCAGUCCACCACGCAAUAUCCUCUUCAAAUCAUAACGCGAAGCCCUACUACUCAAAUCCAAAAAUGUCCCCCUGUUCCUCUUCCUUACGUUUCAACCGAUUCCAGAAGGGCCCAAUCUUCAUCAUGCAGUAAAAAUAACAGAAAGCUAUUUUUUAAUAUGGGUGGGCAGGUAAGCCAAGUCUUUCAAUCAGGUAGUGCACUGCUUACUAACGGCCACGGUCACAAAGUAACAGAGUCUACCAGGCAGAAAGUACAGACUAUAUUCGAUGCAUUGAGGGCCAAUCCUAGGAUAGGAGUGCAACGUUUAGAAGGAUUACUCCAACAAAUUCCAAAGAACGAGAAUAUACUAUCUAUACAUGAUGAAGCAGGAUAUAACCUACUGCAAAAAUGCGUAGGGGCCAACAAUGUGGAGCUGGUACGCUGGCUGUUGGCAAGGCACACUGCUGCUGAUGUGAACAGAUUCCCUUGCAGUCUGCCCCUCCACAUUGCUUGCCUCAAAGGCCAUGAUGAGUGUGUGGAGCUGUUGACAAAGCAUGGAGCUAAAUCUGAUGUGGAGGCCAGGAUGUGUUGGCCAGGGCCCCACAGCAGUAAUUGUGAAGAAAGGGGGAAGUAUUCCUCUGCAAAUCAGCAGGAAGAGACCUGCAUAGAGAGAGAUAGCAGGGAGAGAGUGCCUAGCAGCAAAUUGCAGUCUGCUAUUUAUUAUGCAUUAGAUGGGGAUCAGGUGAAUAUUUUGAGCUUGUUGGCUCAGAGAGGGGAGGAUCCUUGGAAUGGAAUUUUUCGUGCUAGAAAGCCACUUUUACAUGCUGCCUGUGAAAGGGGGGCUUGGAAAUGUACAGAAUUUCUUAUAAAGGAACGUUCAGAUGAAAUUCAUGUGCUCAAAGAUGAAUACUAUCCAAUUCAUUAUGCUGUAUUGCAUGAUAGCAAAUUCUUGGAAUUACUUAUUGACCAGGGUGCUGAUACAACAGUAAGAACUUGCACUCAGCAAAUGACCUUGUUGCAUGUGGUUCUUCUGGUAGCACAUAAAUCUGCAGAAGACACUAUAGCUACCAUCAGAUUGUUGCUGGACCAUGGGUGCAAAGAAUUGAUAAAUACCCCUGACAGUUUAGGGAAUACACCCUUACAUGCUUUGAUAGUCAGAUAUGCCCUAGAAGAGGCCCAAUACGGUUACGACAAAUGGAAUAAAUGGGACGUGUUGCAUCUGGUGCGAUAUUUGAUACAAAAUGGGGCCAGGCAGUCCAUCAACCACACCGGAAAUUCGGCGGUCGCUUGUGUUUUGAGGCACGUCAGAGACUGGGAUGUGUGCUAUGAGUUGCUCAAUAUGUUGCUCAAUGAAGGAGGAGACCCAAAUAUGGUUGGAAGAGAUGGGUCAGUACCACUGAUGGUUUGUCUAGUACCUCUGAUCAACAAAGACCCUUUACACCACUUCACCCAUAGUAUGAAGGUCUGCUAUCUGAACUGCAUCCGCAUCCUGUUGAAAAACGGCGCCAACCCGAAUUGCAGCUACCGCGCCAACCUCACUCCCUUGCACGUGCUCGUCUUCACCGUAUCCGAAAACAUCACCCUGAACUGCGUGGUUCAGAAGGAGCUCAACUUCGAGUUCAUCAAGAAUUUGCUGAUCCUGCUGCUGACCCACGGGCUGGACCCGAACGUGCGAGUCAGCAGGCGCACCGAGCAUAUUUUGCAAUCCUGCAUGGACAUGAUACAGAACGUGAGGGACUGCAACGACAUCCACUACGUCUACGACCUCACUCUCACCCUCAUCCAGUACGGCGCCAACCCUGACCUCAGCCUCAACAUGUCCGAGGCCAUGAAGAACCACCCGUUGCAGUCGCAGAGCAUCUGGAAGACCAAGAACUACGUGCUCUACUAUUACAUCAUGCUGAUAUCGCGCAAAGAAAAUUUGAUCACCGAUCCCAAUCUCAGCUUUUCCAAGAUCAUCGUGCUGUUUUACUGCGUGAUGGAGCACCGGCCGCUUUUCGAGUGCUUGAAGAUUCUGCACACUCAACAGUUGAGUUUGGUGCCGGGAAAGAUGACAGAGCCUAUGACGUUCAUCAUCAGGGACUUGUACAAGCGCCCCAGGAGUCUCAAGCAGAUGUGCCGGGUGCGAAUACACAACUGUUUAGGCCGAAGGCCUGGUUUGUACCUCAACAAGUUGAGUCUGCCACAAAUCAAUCAAUCAAUCUAUCAAAAUAUUUUGAAGUUUCCUUUUGAGUCCCAAAAAAUGUGAAUGGUGUAUAAUGUUGGUGAAGGCUGAAAACAAAUAUUGGGCAAACUCGCCAAAUAAUAGGCACAAGAUUCAAGGAGCAUAUUGUUAACCCUAUCACUAUAGAUUCAAGCCUUCUUAAACAUGUAACAAACAAUACUUUUGAAGGCCCUUUUGGAGUAUUGUGUUCAUUAUUUCAUAACCUACUGCAAUUAUUUUUAGAGCCGAGGACGUUCAUCAUCAGGUAAUAAAUCAAUCGAUCAAUCUAUCAAAAUAUUUUGAACUUUCCUUUUGAGUCACAAAAAAUGUGAAUGGUGUAUAAUGUUGGUGAAGGCUGAAAACAAAUAUUGGGCAAACUCGCCAAAUAAUAGGCACAAGAUUCAAGGAGCAUUUUAAUUUUCAUGUGAUAAAUGGUCAAUUACUGGGAUGAAGGUACAUUCAAAGUCUUUCUUUCUUCUUUAGGGACUUGUACAAGCGCCCCAGGAGUCUCAAGCAGAUGUGCCGGGUUCGGAUACACAACUGUUUAGGCCGAAGACCUGGUUUGUACCUCAACAAGUUGAGUCUGCCGACGCAACUCAAGGAUUAUCUGUUGAAUUUUCAGGUGUGAUUGAAUAAUUUUUUAUCGGUGAUUUUGGAGCGUUGUUGGGAUGGAAUAGGUAUAGGUAGAAAUAUGGAUGUGUGAAAGGGGAUUAUUGAACUGUGUGUAUGUGUGUUUUGACAGUAUCAGAAACGCGGCUAGUCAAAUUUUCGAGUAAGCUUAUAGCAAACUUUUUUUUUGAUAUUGAUGAGCGUACUAUUAGGGUAAGGGGUAUAAUCGUAUAUCUAUAUUCAUGGUCUUGAAAUGCUGUGAUUUGAUAAUUAAUAAUGGUUUAUUCAAUAUUCUACAAAUUCUGUUCAAUUGCAAGUUUUUGAAAAAAAUUGAUAUAAGUAUCUCUAUUUUUCCUGCCAAAUAUUUGUUGUCAUUAAUAGUGAAAUCAUUGGAAUAACAAUUGGAGAUAUUUUUGAGGGGAGAGUUCUGUAUUUUGAUUUAUAUUGAAAUUAGACAAUAGAGGUUUUUCAGAACUUUUUCUUUUCAAUUCAAUAUGAAGCUUCAAAAUAUUUUUCCAAAUAGAUUGUUAUAAAGUUACAGAAAACCUAUUUUCAAUUUUAAUCUUGUUUUCCUAUAGAAACAAACCUGGUAUAUGCUGAAUAAUGGGGUUUUACUUGCUUCCACUCAACAGAAUAUUAAAAAAAUCUGUAUAUUUAUGAUAGAGGAAUCAAAGUGUGAGGUUCAAGGUUCUUUAUGUUUUGAAUUGGAAGUAAAGAUAUUUUGCAAUGAUGGAAUCUCUAGCCAAAACUUUUCCACAUUAUUUUAGGACGUUAUCAAUGCAUUUUUUUGAUAUUUUGUUUUACUGAUGUUACUAUUUCAAGUUAGGAAAUUAUUCUAAUACAUGCCAAAUAAUGAUAUAGGAGAAAAAUUGAAUUUUUAAGAUGUAUAGUCUAUUUUAUGUUGAAAUUCAAAUGUUUUAAUGGCAUAUUGGUAUCAAAUAAAACAAUUAUUUGUU
This is a messenger RNA of Phaedon cochleariae (mustard beetle), 3868 nucleotides long. NCBI's taxonomy places the organism in Eukaryota, Metazoa, Arthropoda, Insecta, Coleoptera, Chrysomelidae. The record is from the annotation of a GenBank genome assembly.